Molecule: messenger RNA, 2622 nt
Organism: Melitaea cinxia (Glanville fritillary)
Lineage: Eukaryota; Metazoa; Arthropoda; Insecta; Lepidoptera; Nymphalidae
Product: RE1-silencing transcription factor A-like
Exons: 10
Coding region: 1-2622 (873 amino acids)
Biological process (GO): regulation of DNA-templated transcription
Molecular function (GO): RNA polymerase II cis-regulatory region sequence-specific DNA binding; DNA-binding transcription factor activity, RNA polymerase II-specific
Source: RefSeq, a predicted model, not a curated record
AUGGGCGAUUUAUUUGCAGAUUUGAAACCGUUCAAAUGCAAGUACUGCGAUUACGCCUGUAGGGAUAGUUCGACGCUACGCAAGCACGAGGAGAGACACGUGGGCAUAUCGAGGCGUUAUCAGUGCAAAAUGUGUGAUAAGAGUUAUAAAACGAAAAGUAUCCUAAAGGAUCACAUUUCCGAAGCGCAUUUGGACGUCGAAGUUAAGAACAGACCGUGUGACGAAUGCGGGAAGUUGUUCAAGUCCGUUACGGCUUUGAAUACUCACGUUAAAUUGGUUCACGACAAGAUAUAUUCUUGUAAGUGCGACAUAUGCGGGGUCGAAAUAAGCAAUAAGUACAACAUGGCGGCGCACCUCACCAAACACGUACACUUUAAACCCUUCGAAUGCAGCUUUGAUGGCUGUACAAAGAGAUUUAAGGAUAAGAGUACCCUCAAAAAGCACAGUAUAAUACACUACCCAGACAAACAGUUCACUUGCAACUUGUGCGAGAGACGCUUCACACGGAUCUGCCGUCUGAAGGUUCAUAUGAAGCAGCAUCAGUACAAAGAGAAGUGCGUUGUUUGCGACUACUGUGGGACUAGUUUCUACAAUAAGAACUAUCUCCGUAACCACAUCAACAAGAAACAUUGCAUACGAGAGAAAUUCAUUUGCGACCACUGCGGGUUUCUUUCAUACAACAAGCCGAGCAUUGUGAUGCACAUCAAAUACGGUCACGGCUCUGAAAAUGACAGACAGUGCAAGAUAUGCAAGAAGAUAUUCAAACUGCACAAAUAUUUGAAGUUGCACUACUGGAACACGCACUGCAUCAAGUACAACAUGGCGCCGAGGAAGCCGAAACAAAAAAGGCAGAAAUUGAUAAUAAUAAAGGAAGAGGCCAGCGAUACUAAAGAGAUGGAACUGCUGCAUGAAGUCAAAGUCGAACCUCUCAGCGAUUCGGAACAAGGCUCGGGGACAGAGAAACGUUCGAAGAACUUUGGCGCGGACGCUUCGAGAGUCAGACGCGACAAAACAAACAAACGGUCGAUAAGGUUCGAGGACUUCUUCAUCGAGCAUAUUAUGAAGCCGAAUGAUAAUGUUCAAGCAAAAAUCAAAAUCGUAAACGGUAGACAGUUGGACGAAAUAUACAAUAAUUUAAUUAUAGAAGAGAAAAUGGAAACCGCGAAAGAAAAUACGAAAGAAUCUAUAGAAAAUAGUUUAGAAAUGAUUGAACGGAAUAAUGAAUCAAGUGCCACAGGAAGAAUUGAUACCAACAAUGAAUCAAAUGGCGACGAAAGAAUUGAACAAAAUAAUGAUUCAAAUCGCAGAGAAGCAAAUGAACAUAAAAACGAACCAAGUGUCAAAGAAGUAAUUGAACAAAAUCGCGAAUCAAUUGACAAAGACGGAAUAAAUGAAAAUAAUGAUUCAAUUUUGGGAAGUGAUCGAGGCGAUGAUGAUAACGUAGGAAACGAUGAUUCGGAUUACGUUAAUGAAGAUCGUGAGAAUAAAGAUUUAGUUGAAAAUGAUUCUUCGAAUCCAGAUCACGUUAAUGAUAAAAGCGCACAGUCGAAGAGAAUCAAAAUCAAUACGCACCAGUGUUAUGUUUGUUUUAAGCUCUACGAAACUAAGGACAAGUUAAUAGCUCACUGCCAGGAACAUUUCGACGUUUGCAACAUUAAUAUGCUAAAGAAGUGUCCGCUAUGCGACUAUGUCACCCAACUGAGUCUCCCGAGGCAUAUGUUACUAGUACACAAAAUAAAUAUCAAAAUUAACUACGGAAAGAUCAGGGAGAGGAAAAAUAAUAAUAACGGCUCGAGAUUCUAUUACAACGUCGACAGUGAAAAGAUUAAGGAAAUUGAGAUUAUACCAAGUAUCAAGAAUCUUAACAGACGAGCUUAUGUCGAGUUGGAUAAACGAAAAAGGGAAAUGAACAACAAAACUAUUACGAAGACUAAAUUAGUGAAGAAAAAAGGUGAAUGGAUUGUCGAAAAGGUGAAAAUCGAUGCUAAAUCAAGCGAAGUAGUCUUGCCCGAAAUGGAAAAUUCGGAUUAUUUGGGGGAGAUGAAACUUUUGUACAGAAAAGCGAAAAAUAAUGGACAGAAAAUGCUCUUUCCUUGCAAUAAGUGCGAGAAAGUUUGUCAAACUUUGAGCGCUUUAAAGUUGCACACGAGAAAACACGAUCCAAAUAAAAAGCCGUUCAAGAAAAAAGUUUGGAAGCACAAACUAAGUGAGGAGCAAUUGAUGAAAAUGAACGAAAAACCGGUUUUAUCGAAUACGAAUCGAUACGAAAAACCGAAACCGAUAAUAAACAAACAUAAAUGCGAUCCGAAACUGAAGGAAUUCUACGAGAAUAACAUCAAAGGCGGCGACAUCGAGUUUUGGCAUUUUUUGAAGAUUUUCAACAAAAUGUCGAGAGAAAAUGUCAACGAUUUUACCGAUUUGGAAAAUCGUAGGGAAUACGGGAUACAUUUGAGUGUACCAUCGAAAGAUUCUCUCAAAGUUAAACGGAAGACAAUAAUAAAAGAUCGGCCAGUUAAAAAUGCCUUUGAGCGUAAAGUUAUGAUUAGUAAAAAAGAUUAUCAAAAGAGAAAGGCUAUGAUUGAUAUUUUGAGACGAAAUUUACCUCAAAAUAAACCCAAUUAA